AUGAUUAAAGAGUUGGUUACAAAAGGUCCAAAAAGAGAUAUGGAUGUUAAGGCCCCCGUGCAUAAAUUUGGAAGACAUUUUUCUAAUACCAUAAAGGGGCAUCCGAAAGGUGGGUUGGAUGAUGAGGGUUAUAAGGAUUGGAGACAUGCUAGUGGUAGACUUAAAAAACAUGAAGUUGGUUUAGAACAUUUCAAGAAUAUGAAUGAAUGGUUUGAAUUGCGUCAAAGGUUGAAAUGCAAAGAAACAAUUGACAAAGUGGCAUAUGAGCAAUUUAAAAAAGAAAAAGAUUAUUGGAAACAAGUCAUUAUACGGAUUGUGGGGCUUGUGAAAUUUCUUGCAAAAUAUGGCUUAGCUUUUCGUGGGACAAAUGAGAAGUUGUAUCAAAAAGGCAUUGGAAACUUUUUGGGUUUGGUUGAAAUGUUGGAAGAGUUUGACCCGAUUAUGAAAGAACAUGUGCGCCAUGUUUUGAAUGAGGAGUGUCAUGUACACUUUCUUGGCCACAAUAUUCAAAACGAGUUGAUACAAUUAUUAGGGGAUAAAGUUAGAAUCGAAAUCAUCAAGAAGGUUAAGCAAGCAAAGUAUUACUCCAUCAUUCUCGAUUGCACGCCUGAUACAAGUCACCAAGAGCAAAUGUCCAUAAUUGUGAGGUACGUGAAUUUUAACUCUAGUUCUAUGACCGUUGAGGAAUCAUUUUUAGGUUUUUUGGUUGUUAAUGAUACCACGGGAUUAGGACUUUUUGAAGUUACAUGUAAGGAAUUAGAGUCGCUUGGUCUUGAUAUUGGUGAUAUUGGUGAUAUGCGUGGUCAAGGCUACGAUAAUGGGGCAAACAUGAGAGGAAAAAACAAAGGAGUUCAAACUAGAUUUUUAGAAAAAAAAUCCUAG
Messenger RNA from Helianthus annuus (common sunflower), 882 nucleotides. Its product is annotated as zinc finger MYM-type protein 1-like. NCBI's taxonomy places the organism in Eukaryota, Viridiplantae, Streptophyta, Magnoliopsida, Asterales, Asteraceae. The record is from RefSeq and is a predicted model, not a curated record. The transcript has 2 exons. Bases 1 to 882 code for a protein of 293 amino acids.